AUGCCCCCCCCUCGCAAAGCUCUCAUUGCAAUCACCUCCGCUCAUGCUCCUCUGUACCCGGAGGGCAAAGAGACUGGCUUGUUUAUCACUGAAGCUUUGCACCCUUUCCUUGUCUUCAAGAAGGCAGGAUUCGAUGUCGAUCUAGUGUCGGAGACCGGAUCUUACCAACCCGACUGGCUCUCGCAGCAGAAGGACUGGCUUAACGAUGAAGACAAAGCUAUCUGGGAGGAUCACUCCAGUGAAUUCCGCUCUAAGCUUGAUGAUCUCUUGAAACCGAGUGAUAUCAAUUCCAGCAACUAUGGCCUAUUUUUCGCUUCGGCUGGUCAUGCCUCUUUGAUCGACUACCCAGAAGCCAAGGGGCUACAGAGCAUUGUAUCUAAGAUGAACACCGACGGUGCUAUCAUCUCUGCUGUGUGCCAUGGCGGUGCAAUUUUCCCAGGAAUCAUUGAUCCCAGUACAGGAAAGUCGAUUAUCGCUAACCGAAGAGUGACUGGCUUCACUACUCAGGGAGAGGAGGAAGAAGGUGUUCUAGACACCAUCAAAAGCUGGAACCGGCCCACCAUUGAGGCCUCCGCUGCAAGCUCGGGAGCCACAUAUGUCUCUCCUCCUGGCCCUUGGGACGCUUUCACUAUCACCGAUGGGCGCCUCGUGACUGGUGCCAAUCCCGCAAGUGCGCAUGUGACGGCUGAAGCUGCGGUGAAUGCGUUUGAUGCUAUCUAA
Molecule: messenger RNA, 720 nt
Organism: Penicillium roqueforti
Lineage: Eukaryota; Fungi; Ascomycota; Eurotiomycetes; Eurotiales; Aspergillaceae
Exons: 5
Coding region: 1-720 (239 amino acids)
Molecular function (GO): glyoxalase III activity
Source: RefSeq, a predicted model, not a curated record